This is a messenger RNA of Aquila chrysaetos chrysaetos, 5476 nucleotides long. RefSeq names its product leucine rich repeat containing 49 (gene LRRC49). The coding region runs from base 104 to 2359 and encodes 751 amino acids. Gene Ontology annotation, molecular function: U2 snRNA binding; protein binding. The record is from RefSeq and is a predicted model, not a curated record. NCBI's taxonomy places the organism in Eukaryota, Metazoa, Chordata, Aves, Accipitriformes, Accipitridae. Gene Ontology annotation, biological process: mRNA splicing, via spliceosome. The transcript is spliced from 17 exons.
CGGAAGCGGCGGUCGCCGUGGUAACGGCGGAGAGAUUUCCGACAGAGGCGGCGGCCGGCGCGGAGGUGUGAGGUGUGGCGAGGCUCUGAGGGAGCGGGUUUACAUGAUGCCCAGCAAGUGCCGGCCCGGCAGGGGCCCUCGGGCAGCGCCCGGCCCGGUUAAUAAUUGUGGUCUUCAGCUGGUUAUCCAGACCUCAUCAAUAACAGAUAAAAGCAAACCAUUUGAAUUCAGGAUAAAUAAAGAACAGUCAUCUUUCCACAAUAGACUUCUGCAGCAUGAUCUGGAAAAAAACUAUUCAGGAAGGCAAGGAGACCAAAGAGUAUUAAGUCCAUUGGUGCGUAAUAAGCAGAUAUAUCUUCCAGUACCAUCCAGUCUGACAGAACUUUCUGGUUUGGAGUUGAAGCAGAAUACAGGUUCUUUAUCAGGAUUUGGUGAGACUUCUAUUCACACACCAACAAAAUCCAGAUCCCGACAAAGCAGCCACAGUAUUAGUUCACAUGCUUCAGAUAACACAAAUUUUGGGAGCAGUUCAUCAAUAACAUUUCCUGUAUUGCAACGUACUGCUGAAGAAAAAAUACUGAAUUCUGAUAGACUUACCCUGGAAAGGCAGAAACUGACAGUGUGCCCAGUUAUCGAUGGGGAAGAUCAUCUUCGCCUUUUGAAUUUCCAACAUAACUGUAUAACCCGAAUCCAAAAUAUUUCUAAUCUGCAGCAUCUUGUUUUCUUAGAUUUAUAUGAUAAUCAAAUAGAGGAAAUAAGUGGAGUUUCAACUCUGAGAUCCCUCAGAGUCCUUUUGUUGGGAAAGAACAGAAUAAAGAAGAUCUCAAAUCUGGAGAACCUAAAAAAUCUUGAUGUUUUAGAUCUUCAUGGAAAUCAGAUUACUAAAAUAGAAAACAUCAGUCAUUUGAGUGAACUGAGAGUGUUAAACCUUGCCAGAAACCUACUAACCAUUGUAGAAAACCUUAAUGGACUGGAUUCGCUCACAGAACUCAACCUUCGUCAUAAUCAAGUCUCUGCUAUAAAAGAUGUGGAUACUUUGCCCCAUCUCCAACGUCUCUUCCUCAGCUUCAACAAUAUAUCUAGUUUUGAGGAUAUUCUGUGCCUUGCUGAUUCCUCAUCUUUGUCAGAUAUCACCCUUGAUGGCAAUCCGAUAGCUCAGGAGACAUGGUACAAACACACUGUUCUUCAUCAUAUGAUGCAGCUCCGACAGCUAGAUAUGAAGAGAAUCACAGAAGAAGAAAGACGUAUGGCAUCUGUUGCAGCAAGGAAAGAGGAAGAAAGGAAGCGUGAAAGCCAUAAACAGACCUUGCUUAAGGAAAAGAAACGGUUAACGAUUUGUAAUAUUGCUCGUCAGUGGGAGAUACAGCAGAAUCGAAUAGCUCUUGUGGCUUCUUUAAACCAAGAUAAAGAUAACGAGCCCUGUCAGAUCAAUGGCAGUGCUGCAUAUGUAUUUCCUGAAGAAAGCAGGUCUCUUGAUACAAUAUUGAGCAGUGCAGUACAAGGCUUGUCUGUUCUUGAGUCUCAUUUAGUGGAAGUGGAAGGAGACACUCUUUGCUUGUAUGGUGCUGGAGCACUGGAGUGCCUGGAUCGAAACUGGAGUGUUCAAACAGCUGGAAUUAUUGUCACAGUCUCCUUUAUGUUCAUAGAAUUUGAUGAAAUUGUUCAAGCAUUAACAAAACUGAAGAUAAAAUUUCCUAAUUCUGUGCACCUGAAGUUUAAGGAGACAAAUCUUGUGACGCUGCAGCAAUUCAAUGCAUUAGCCCAGAUGCAUCGCAUUGAACAGUUGACAGUUGAUCCUCAGGGAAAUCCGGUUGUCAACUUUUCUUUGUGGAAAUACUAUGUUCUGUUUAGACUGAACCAUUUUAAUCUACAGAAGAUAAAUGGAGUAAAGGUUACUGGAAACGAUAUUGUAAUGGCAGAAAGGCUUUUUGGCAUUCUGGCAUACGUAGCAUCUUCUGAGCUGCCACAUUAUCGCAUGCUUUCAUUAAUUGGAGAACCUAGGAGGAAGCAAUUCCAUUAUCUGCUGGAGGGAAAGGGAAAGAAAUCUGGGAUUGGGAGUGAGGAAAGUAGUGAUAACAGAAGUGGAGGGGAAAGCACAACUCGAGCAACAUUGAAUUACAUGACAAAGGACUUUCAUAUGGAAAAGCUUGAGGAAAUCAAGGAAAGAAAAACAUUUUGCCAGACAUACGUCGAGAACUUAGUGAAGGAAGCAGCUGACAUCAAUAUGAAAAAUGAGUCUUUGCAGAAGCUCUGGCCUCAAAUGUUCAUUGAGCUUGUCAGAGAUGCAGUGAUAGAAAUACGCAAUAAAAAUUCCUACAUGAAACUCUGCUUACAGCGUAUCACUGAUCAAAAACAGUAGAGUCAAGGCUUGUUGUCUUGCAAGAUUUUGGUUUCAGUAGUCUAUGAUGUUUUACAGACUUGAAACAAUAGGAUAUAAAAUUACCAUCACUAUGGCAUACUUCACUCACCCCAUCCACGCACACACACCCCUCAAAGGGAUGCCUUUAAAUCUUAAUUUACUCUUGAUAGUUUUGAAAUAAAGGUUUACUUGGAUACUGCUUUAACAAUGCUUCCUUGGCUAAAGUGAUGACAUAGAAUAGAAGUAACUUGGUGAUUGUCAUGUUUUACUAAGUUCUUGUUUAUUUUUUUUCUGCUACCCUUGCUUCUGUAGUGCUACAGCAUUGAUUUUUAAGGAACAAAUUUACACUCUGCUUGCCUUAUUUUUUAUUGAAUGCUUUUUAAUUGUCACGUUUUUGACUGUUUGCUGCUGUUUAAAAAAAAAUCAAGAAUAGUAGCUGAUUUUUUUAUGAGCAAAAGCAAAUAAAUUAUUUUUACACCCUGAACUUGAUGAAGACUUAUUAUUAUUAUUGUUUAACUUGUGAGGUUAUAGAAUACUUUUUCACACCCAGUGCCAUCACAGUGCUCAGUAUAUCAGCAUUUAAUGAGCCUAAUUCUCAACUGAACAAAUGGCCCAAACUUGACUUCAAGUGUUUUUCAUUAAUUUAUUUUGUAUUAGUUUGUGUGAAUUAUUAUGGGUAAGAUAUGAAUUCGAGGUAUAUUCACUUAAGCUUUAUUUUUGUUCUGUUAAAACAUGUUAAUAAUACAAUUUUUUUUGUUUCUUGAUUACUGAAUUACUAAUUUUUGACGUUUGUCAAGGUCAAAUGAGCUAAAAUGCAUGCAGUAAAUUUGGUAAGGAAACUGAUGACUACUGUUCAGUUGUAAUUAAUUUCUGUGACUGUGUGAAAAUUUCAUAUUUGUUACCAAUAAAAAUAAAUUCUUCACUUUUGCCCUUCACAGGUACUGUAAAUAAGUACUGAGUGCAAAGAAAAGACUACUGCUUAAUGCCGCGUGAAGAGAUGAGACACAACUUGCCCCCCAAAAUCAGCUGUGAAUGGGUAGAAAAAAACCACAUUCCAUAGUACAAUAAAUUCCACUGUAAACACCUUACCAGCUUCUGCCCAGAAAUUGAAUUUAGGAACUGUUAGCAAGUCCAGGUGAUUCCCAUGGCUAGUGUUUAUAUGCAGGAAGAAGGUCGUGCCAUUUAAACUUAUUAUUAUAGUUCCAUUGUAUCUUAACUAAAACAAUCCAGAACCUUUGUGCAUUCUUUUACUUAAUUCAAAUUGAUCUUCUUUUACUUAAGCACAUUUAUAAAAAAGAAAUGUUCAUAACCAAAGAAAACUGCUUGCAAGGGUUUCUAUGGCUCAAAAUUAAGUUUAUUUUUAAAAUUUACCUGGACAAGACUCUCUGGCAAAGUAGAGAUGCAAAUACAUUUUUUUUUUUUUUUUAAAUUUCUAUGCCCUGAAAAUAGCCUUGAAUGAGUAGCAGGAGUCAGGUGGUCAUAGGCAUUUUGGAAUAUACAGUCUACUUGCAUUCAGGUCAAGCUGGUGCAUCUAAAUUGUCAGAAUCCAUUUUCAGAGCACAGGUUAACAAUGGCAUGCAUACUGUUAAAUGUAAUUUUCAAUUUAGUUUUUGUUUUAUGUGAUCUUCUAAAGCAUACUUGCAGGUAGUUGCUUUUCAGUCUUUACAGGAUUUAAUGGACGUUAAGUCACUUAAAUUCUAAGGAAAUGUUAAACGUCCUGAAGAAACUGCUGCAGCAGUCGGUAGACUUUAAUAGAAACAAUCACCCCUCUAGGCUUUUUGAACUGCUUCAUGGAAUUUAUAGUAAGAUUAGUGUGUUUGAUAGGAUUUUUUUUUUUCUUUCCAUUGGAAAACUGCGCUGUCAAGUUUUAUGGUGCAUUUUAUUAAGGGAACAAAUUAAGACCCCACAAAAUGUGAGAAAAGGAGAGUUUACCUUACAGAAAUAAUAUAGAAAUGAUCAUGCAAAAGUUUUUUGGAUCCAUCAGCUCCUUUACAUCAUUUCUGUGGGGGGGGGGGGGGGGAGUGGAGCAAUUCCAGCUUCUGCAUGGGGACAGAAACCUCAGCAGCUGUGUGAAAGCACAGAACUCUCCUGAUGAUGUAGCUGGAGCAGAUGGGCCCCUUUUGAAUCGGAUUCAGCAACAAUAAAAGAUGGAAAAAAAAAUGUUUUAGGAGGGGUGGAUUGGUCUAGAGGAACAGGAAGUUCUCCAUGGGAAAAUCCAGAGAAAGCCAGACUUUCUGUCACUGAGGCUUUAGAAGCAUAAUCCUGAUUAGAGGCUUUAAGGUAGGGUCUUGAAAAAAAGCAAGUGAAAUGAAUCAGAGGGUGUUGACUGUGAGUUGUAGAAACAUCUCCCUAAAAUGCUCUGUAUUCCCAGUGGUCUGUGAAUGCUGCUAGUUUGGACCUUUUUCACUAGUAGCAGCUGUUUUGUAACAGGAUUGCUAAAUGGCUGAAGCGAGGGUAGCUAGGCAGCUAUUAUAAAUGAAGAAAAGAUUGAUGUUGAGCUGCAUAUGUUUUUUUCACAUAGAACCAGUAGGAAGAAAAAAACCUUAUAUUUUUACUAAUUCUUUUUAGGAAAUACAUGAGUGAUGGACUAAAGUGAUGUUAGACCUAAGAGUAUGUAUAAUCUUAAGCAGCCAGGUGAUCUUAAAAUUAUUAGCAUGCUAUAUGUUGUUUAUGUGUUUAUCAAAAUUAUUUGUCAAGUCAUACAGACUUGUGGGAUACAUUACUGUAGCUGCUAAGGAGUUUGAGUACCUAAAAAUCUGAAGGUGGUAUAAGCAGCAAAUUCUUAGAUGUUCUGAAACUGAAGUACUAUAUAUAGAAAUUUUCUGUGGUUACAGGUAUAAAUUAAGGAGUUAAAGUAGCUAUUGAUUUUGAAGCUGGGGGCCUUUUAAUAAAACCUUCUAGGCUGAAAGCAGUUAUUUGUUUCUGCUUCAAAAGCCUUUAAAUGCUGCAUAAAACUUAAUUUUGAUAUUGUUAAUAUUUCAUUGAUAUCCCAUCCAAAAUGGACUGUUGUGGUCCCCUCACAUAGCCUGCCGUUCUGCAUAGGACAGGAGCUAUUAUUGUAAAAAUUCCAUGUGUUAACUGGAAAUCAUCUUAAGGAUUAAAAAGAUAAUGUUUUGA